UUAAGGGUUAUUAGGAAGUGGAAAUCGAAGUCGGCGAAAACAGCCUUUAGGUCGUAAUUUGAGAUGCUUUUGAUGGCCUGCUUCCGAACAGCAAAACUAUUCUUAAAUUUAUGUCUGUAGUACUGCCAUAUGGACAGUGGUCAACCUGCAGAUGCAUGGUGUAGCAGUACCGCUCGAGCAUUUGAUAUUUUCAGUCGACGUGGAUCACUUCUUGCUGUCGCACUCGGUGGGAUUAACAGUGAAGGAAUUUCAUCAUUACCUGCUUACAAAUCAUCAAAAAUUACCGCACCUACCCUUUAUUCGUCCAAUUAUCAAAAUGUUAGUAGCGGCAACAGUGGUCACAGUGACAACCCAACGAUGACAUCCUGCUCUGCGCAUAGCCUUGCGACAACAUCAGCAGUAACCCUUUCUGGAUCCGUUCAAACUAAUGUGUCGGUAUCACACUUUGAUACCCAUGCUGCUUGCGAUCCCGAUUAUAGCGCACAAAUUGCUCCUGAACGUAUUAGCGAGUGGCGACCAUGCUAUCCACGUCUCUGUGCUCAUCAUGAUUGUGUAAGCCUCGCAUCAGCUUGGGGGCUUGGUCCGCCAACAACGUCUAUCGAACCUCGUCCAACUGGAGCAUCCCAGGCUCAGAGUCCGUGUGAAGAUGACGCGGGUGAUGGCAAAUCUAAUGAUCUAUUAGCAAACUGUCCAGCUUUCAGAAAUGAAUUAGGUGGUGAGCCAAUUCGCCGCCUAGCCCUUUCUCGUCGCCUCAGUGUUGCUUCAGUUGAUAAAUUAAGGAACAAGAAUGAAACGUGGCAGCGGGAACACACAGCUUCUGAAAUCGGCAUUCUGGAAGAUGUGAGCAAUGUCUACCUUGGCGGCAGAUUGUGCGCAGCACGUCAGCAAAAAAUUGUUAUCGAGCCUCAAGAUAUUGGCGCUUACUACUAUCGGCACUGUUUCGUUGGACGACCUCACUGGAACUUUUUUGGUAUUGAUGAAACACUUGGUCCAGUUGCCGUUUCGGUAGUUCGUGAGCGGAUUGAAAGCGAUAUCCAAAAUGUUACCAUUUAUCGGAUGAUUAUCCGGCUCAGUGAUCUUUGUACACUUCGAGUUGCAAUACCCGAAGAUGUUCUUUCGGAUAACAAUGCCGAUCAGAAAAAUAAUCGAUUGUUGAUAAAAGAAUUAUUAGAAAUUGCAUGUCCACAAAUACACUACGGAAUUCUUCGUCCAGCUAAUCCGUCAUUUACACGAGUGGAAGAUUUUCUUGUCAAAAUUGAUGAACAGCCGAUUUAUACUCGAUACAAAGUUGGCGUGAUGUAUUGUGGCGUUUGUCAGUCCACUGAAGAGCAAAUGUAUAACAACGAAAGCGGAUCUCCUGCUUUCGAGGAAUUUUUAGACUUUCUUGGGCAACGUAUACGAUUGAAAGGUUUUGAUCAGUAUAAGGGGGGUCUUGAUGUGCGUGGCGACACAACGGGUACACAUUCGAUAUAUGUCAAAUAUCAGGCACAUGAAAUAAUGUUCCAUGUAUCAACACUUCUUCCUUUUACUCCUAGCAACAAACAACAGCUUGCUCGGAAAAGGCACAUUGGUAAUGAUAUGGUUACUGUAAUCUUCCAGGAGCCUGGUGCUCUUCCUUUCAGUCCAAUCACCGUUCGUUCCCAUUUCCAGCAUGUUUUCAUUAUUGUACGAGCCAAUAAUCCAUGCACUGAUGAUGUAACAUAUAGUAUUGCUGUAUCGCGAGCGAAAGAUGUUCCAGCUUUUGGACCUGCCGUACCUCAAGGAGCUACAUUUCCAAAGUCCUCUGAAUUCCAUGACUUCUUCAUCACAAAAAUAAUAAACGCCGAAAAUGCGGUACAUCGUUCGAAAAAAUUCGCAGCGAUGGCGGCACGCACCCGUCGAGAAGCACUGAAGGAAAUUGCUGAAAAUUUCGCUUCAACUCACCCGAAUGAUGGACCUGCGAAAAUUGCAAGUCGAUUUUUGGUCGGAUCGGUGAAACGAAAAGAGCGAUCGUUACCGCGACCGUUAUUCAGCGAAUCAUUACAUGGAGCGCUUUCGUGGCUUGUUGAAGUUCACGACUAUUCACAAAACCAAUCGAUCACAUGUGUUCUGGGUAUAUCUGGUGAAACUUUGGCUAUUCUAGAAAUGCCAUCCGGUGAAGUUAUUUGUGCGAUACCUACACAUUCUGUAAUUGGUUGGGCCAACAUGGAUUCAGGAUUGAAAAUUUAUUUUGAUCAUGGAGAUGUGCUGCUUUUGAGAUGCUGCAAAACUGAUAAUAGUGAUCGGGAAUUGUCUGCAUUGAUACGACGUUUGGAGGGUGUUACGAAAGGCGAUGAAGCUAAGGAAGUGUUACACCGACGUUCACGAGUUUCUGACAAUUUGGGCUUCCAUCUGCAGGAAGAAGGCGUUGUUACUGACGUAGAAAUGUAUCAUACAGCAUGGAGAUGUGGUCUGAGACAAGGAUCACGCAUUGUUGAGAUUGAAGGUAGACCAAUUGUCACAAUGAGUUACAACGAAAUUUGUGAUCUGAUGGCACAUCGAACCUCCCUUCGACUGAUUAUGAUUUCACCGGCUUCUGAUGGUUCACCUCGUAGGGGUUGUGCUGAUCCUCAUUGCCCUGCCGUGAGCGGCGAUGAACAGGUGUUGCUGAUGUCUGAUACAUUCGCAAAACGAAAUAUGAAAAAUGAACAACUUCGUACGCUCAAUAAUUGGGACAAAAGUAGAAAACAGUCAAAUAGUUUCGAAGAUGAGUCGAUUGUAAAGAACAGGCAUACUGCCAUGACAAAGUUUGCACGUUACGAAAGAGUUAGUUAUUUAUGUUGUGAAAGACCUGCAAAAGCUGAGCCUGUCAAAUGGAAAACUUUCAGUAAUUGUCUGUAUGAAUCCACUUACAAAGCACAGGGCCGAAUAAUGCGUGUCCGUUCUGAAGAUUCAUUAGUUCUAUCCGCAGAAAAAUGCUACAAUAUCUGUCCCCAGUCUCAAGGCGAUACUUGUGAUCGUAGUAUUAUAUCCAAAGCGGAAGAAGCGGGAAAAAUAGUUGCAAAAAAGAACGCUGAAUUGGAAAAGAGUAAAACACAACUGCAAGAAACACUGCGAGAAAAGCAAGCUUUGGAAGCUAUGAUUUCCCGUUUAAAGGAAGAACUCACGAAAGAGCGUCGUGCUCAUGAAAUGACGAAACUCGAACUCCAAAAACUGCAAAAGUAUUUUGAAAUGGUACCAAAUGUAUCGUUGUGAUUCUCUCCAGUAAAAUGUAAUAAAUGUGUUGAUAUGAUAAAUAUAUGAUAUGCUGUCAUCAUAAUGCUCGUAUUUAUCAUGUAUCUGUCUUUAUGAAUGGUUUUUCAUUGUUGAAACCUACAUUUUUUG
Loa loa (African eye worm) is the source of this 3342-nucleotide messenger RNA. RefSeq names its product rap/ran-GAP family protein. The coding region runs from base 130 to 3213 and encodes 1027 amino acids. NCBI's taxonomy places the organism in Eukaryota, Metazoa, Nematoda, Chromadorea, Rhabditida, Onchocercidae. Gene Ontology annotation, biological process: activation of GTPase activity; regulation of small GTPase mediated signal transduction. The record is from RefSeq and is a predicted model, not a curated record. The transcript has 23 exons. Gene Ontology annotation, cellular component: cytoplasm. Gene Ontology annotation, molecular function: GTPase activator activity; protein binding.